AUCCGGUCUUGGAACCCAUCAUUGGAACCAUGGCCCAGCACAGGCUCGUCGGACAACCUGAUUCCAUAACAGACACCACGGUCGACUCUACGUAUAAUUCUGAGACGGGAUUGUCCGGCGCAUUGGCGGGAGCUCCGGAUCGAGUCGCCGCUGAGGGCCCACCACCUUAUCCGUCUCUGAAUAGCUCUUCGGAGGAAUCUGAGGUGGUCUCGAAGUCAUCUCGAGAUUCACCCCCACCACCCCCUCCGCUGUCUUCGGGGCCCCCCCAAACGUCCACAAGCCCGCCUACCUCCGCACCCCUCCUUCAACACUCGGAAAUUUGGAAAGCGGAUGGCUUAUAUACGCUCCCUUUCUUCGGCUGUGAAGAACGAACCUACAGAUUUUAUCCUUUCCGUAAACACGUACAUCUCAAAGCAUUGGAUCUGUAUAAGAAACUCAGAACGUGCGCACCUCCUGAGCGAUGGAGCGACCUAUGUGGCAAUGCUCUCACGUGUGGUCGCCCCACUGCACCAGAUGGCCCACAGGUGAACAUGGGGCCAGUUCUGGCUGGUGACGUCAACGAACUGCUGGACACGAUGGAAUGCAGCUACGUCCUGAUUCUAAAAGCCAGAUGCAUGAAAAGUUUUGGAGACAGGGACGGAUCCGCGCACCUGGACGGCGACUCGAUAUACCAAUGGGUAUCUUACGUGUCUCUGGAACAUGCACAAGCAGGGGUAGUAGACUCCCUUCGUUCGGGCUACUCUAUCGUAGGGAAUUGGGUAGAACUCGACUUAUCCAAAGCCAGUAGAGCGAAACGGGUGCGGCUUGUUGGCAAAAGAAUUGUCGAGAAACGUCGCGUUUUUGCUGCUGUUGACGCUGCAGGUUUCACGGGAUGGCGAGAGUGGAUGCAUCUUCUUUGCAGCAUUUGUUAGAGCCGUUCGUAGUUAGCCGACAAAAGUUAACUCUCUUUCCCUUACCUUUCGCUCCGCACUUCUUAGCAGAUCAUGUAUCACACACUAGGAGCUGUUGUAAUGAGCCACGCCGACCCGCGCGUAGCCCAUGUGGGAGCUAUGCUAUGAUAUUAACA
This is a messenger RNA of Trematosphaeria pertusa, 1066 nucleotides long. RefSeq lists its product as uncharacterized. NCBI's taxonomy places the organism in Eukaryota, Fungi, Ascomycota, Dothideomycetes, Pleosporales, Trematosphaeriaceae. The coding region runs from base 30 to 911 and encodes 293 amino acids. The record is from RefSeq and is a predicted model, not a curated record. The transcript has 2 exons.